CAAAUAAAAACCUCUGAUUUCCCUCAUACCUUUUUAGCAGCCCCUUGGACACCCCACCACGGAAUUAAUAACUUUUUCAGUAGAGUAUGUCAACCUGUGAAAACGGGAUAUUAGGAAAAAACUCUACUCAUUAUUAUUCUGAGACCUUUAAUAACACUUGGGAUGCGACUGAUGCACCGUUGUGCGGCUUGCCAACAACCAACAUAAAGUUAUUACUUUUCAAGCGCCUCGCUGAAAAGGUACAAGAGAGACAAGUAGAUCAAAGAGAAGUAUCGGAGGUUUCUAUCAAGAAACUCUUUGAAUGGGAGAAUCAAAACAAACAGGAAAAUUACCGCAAAAAAGAAAUUGUUGAUAUUACCAACACCGAAUUAGACGUUAUUGAGUAUAGAAUUAAAACACAACAAGAGGAGUUCGAGAGACAUAAAUUGAAGCUUGAAAGAAACAAAAUUAAGAAGAUUUUAAGUUGUGUUUAUUACGUCACUGAAGAAGAAGCCUCGUACGCUCUUAAAGAGUGUAAAAACGAAGAAGAAGCGAUACUCCGCUUGUCGGACAACUCGCUAACUUACUUAAACGAGUUACGUAAAAAAAUCGCCUUUACUUCAAAGGCCAUCCAAUUGGAAGCGCCGUCGCCGAUGAAAAAAAGAAUGAAAGGUUCGAGGAUUGCCACCCAGCUGGCCAGGGAAAAACUUGGCACGUACGUCCGCUCCCGCUUGUCGCUUAACGAAGCCAUUCAACAGCUAGAAAAAAGCGCUAACUUGGAUGAAGCCAUGAAAGAUUGGUCGCCCGCUCGCAUUAGAGCCUAUUUGGGUCGAAAAGAGAAUCCGAACGCAUACUAUUACAGAUUUAAUGAUCCGGGAGAGAAGCAGAGAAACGGGAAAUGGGAUGCGCAUGAGGAGAAGCUCUUUUUUACUCGACUGAAGGAGCUGGGGGCCAACGGGCAGUGGGGCAUCUUCAGCAUGGCCAUCCCGGGGCGCGUGGGCUAUCAGUGCUCCAACUUCUACCGAAAACUUCUAAAAGAAAAGCGAGUUGUAGACUCCAACUACUUUUUUGAUGAGAAGGGCAACUCACAUUACAAGUUUAAGGGCAAGGACGGCAAAGAUUUUACCAAGUCUUUCAAGCAAAAGACCGGCGAGGAAGAUUUUUACAACGGAUCAAAGGCAUCACGAGGGGCUUCCUCAAGGGGAUGGCGGAAGUUGGCUGAGGACACUUCAUCCGAUGAGGGAAGCGCCGUGGAGGAUGAUUGGAAGCCCGAUCGUAGCUUCUUUACCACCAAGCGAUUGCGGCUUAAGCACGGAGAGCUCAACGAGGACGACAAAGCUGAAAUCCCUAACCCGCUGCCCAAUUUUAUUGAUCCUAUAACUCUAGAGGAAGUCGUAAUGCCGGCGAUAUCCCCAGCUGGCCACGUCAUGAGCUAUUCCUCUUGGGUGCAGUGCAUAGAGAAUAACGGCUUGUGCCCGCUGACCAAGCAGAGGGUGGAAACUCGGGAAUUGGUGGUCCUGACGCCUGAGAACAUCAAUGAAUACAGACACAAGAUUGUCAACCAUAUGUGAGCUGAGGAGGCCAUUAAACAUUUUUAUUAAAGGGGCAGGUCGGGUCUAUCCGCCGCCACUCCGAAGCUCGUUCAUUGUCUGUUCCAGCUGCAUCCGCUUCUUCUGCAUUCUCUCGCCUGCUCAGAAGGACAAAUAAGCAGGGAUAGGUCUCUGUACAGUUUGUGGACCAGUACCCAAGUA
Zophobas morio is the source of this 1730-nucleotide messenger RNA. RefSeq lists its product as uncharacterized. The record is from RefSeq and is a predicted model, not a curated record. NCBI's taxonomy places the organism in Eukaryota, Metazoa, Arthropoda, Insecta, Coleoptera, Tenebrionidae. Bases 87 to 1550 code for a protein of 487 amino acids. The transcript has 16 exons.